This is a messenger RNA of Saccoglossus kowalevskii, 3540 nucleotides long. RefSeq lists its product as uncharacterized. Gene Ontology annotation, biological process: regulation of gene expression. Gene Ontology annotation, cellular component: nucleus. The record is from RefSeq and is a predicted model, not a curated record. NCBI's taxonomy places the organism in Eukaryota, Metazoa, Hemichordata, Enteropneusta, Harrimaniidae.
UGCAGCAGAUCGAUUGGUCCACGCACGUGACAUAGCAGUCUUAGUAGAAACGGGGUAAAAGUCAACGCAUCCCUUUGCGUAUACACUACUAGCAACGACAGGACUGUAGCUUGUCGUGGUUAUCUUGGACGCUACGACAGACUGGCAUUCUCCCGGUGAUUUUUCAAGAAACACACAAGAUUAGCAACGAGCACAAUAUACAUAUCAUAGUGGAUUUCAGGAAUACAUACAAGAAUUACCGUUGCCAAUACCGCCCAAGAUGCCGAGAGCCUUUUUAGUCAAGAAGAAAAAACAACGCGUGGAGUCGAUCGCAGAGGAACUAGCGAAACUAGAGAACCAGGAAAGCCGAAGCGGAGGCUCGAGCGAUGAAGCAUGUGGCGACGACUCUGGCACUGCACCGCUUGUCAUCGCAGAAGCGCCGACGCAAAGUGAUGACGGCAACAACAAGAGGAAUGAUAGAAUACGGGAUGAAGAGAGGAUGCGAAAGCUUGAAGAAAUUAUUGAAAGUCGAUUGAAACCGACGUUGUCACGAGCCUGUGUUACCGGAGAUACGGCAACAUCGGGUAGUGAUAAAAAAGAGCAUUCUUUAGAGAAAAGCAGCGUUGAUGCGAGCAAGAAAGUGCACAGUACAACAGAUGGAAAGAAUACUGCUCUCGGCCAAACCAAAUCACGUCCCCCUCCGCUAUUAAAAGUAUCUCCCGGGUCAGCCUUCGAGAAAGUGAUUUCGCCGCACUUUUUCCAAAAGGCGCCAACUACACUCGCACCGCCGCCACCACUGGAGCCAUGCGAUGGCCACUCUCAGCUGUUUUAUCGCGGGAAGGUUUCACCGUCUUCGCCAAAGAAAGUGUCGCCCACUUACGAACAAUCCAUGCCACCUUUCGUGAUGACCCCGAUCCCGAUUCCGGCAUUAUAUCGAAACGCAUCCCAAGAAGCCCUAAACCUGUCCCGGCGCCCGUCGAGAACUGAUUCGGAAUCCAGCGACGUGUCUCGAGACUGUAAAAGCAAGAGCACAAGCCCAGAGUACAUCACCAAGAAAAAGUAUAUACUGGAGCGCAAUGGCAGACCAUACGAUGUUCCGUCGGUUGAGUUGAUUAACGGAGGAAAGUACAUGCAGCCACCCGUCUUAACGUCACAUUCGCCGACUGAAAUAUCACCAGUUUUUGCACCGAGUAGAAGCCAUGCAUUUCCCUACCCGGGUUUCUACAUAGAUCGAGCCAGACCCGAACCGUUUAUGUUCACUCGUCACAACCCCAUGAUGCAGAAUGGAUACGUCUCAUUUGGUCUUCGUAGAGGUAGUUUUAUAGAAAGGGAUCCUAUCCACCAUCACCCUACACAAGAGAUACCCUUGAAUCUACACCAGAAUACGAAAACAGAAGCAAAACAGGAGCCAGAUUUCCCCCGAGAGGCGAUGCACCACAAAUACGAGAUGAAUGACAUCAAUAGUAACGACACCAGUACUGUGUCACAAUACGCCGACAUGCCCGUUACGGGUGACUCUAAAGUUAGGAUCGAUGGUGAAGAUCCCGAGAAGCUGCAGCCGAAAAAUAUUAAAGUGAACGGCAUUGCCUUAGACCAGUUGAUCGCGAUGCAAAAUACAGUUCCUGCGAAGAGAAAUGGCAAAACGGUCGCCAGACCACCGAUCAUGGGGGUAGAGUACACGCAGAACGGCACUGAUAUGCGAUUACGCGACAUGAUGGAGAAAGACGAGGCCAAAAUCACAAGGGGAGAGUCAUGGACAGAAGAGGGGGAUGAAAGAGACAGUAGUCAUGGCGAUUCGGAAGAGAUGAGCACUUGCGACGAGGGAAGUAUCACGUCUACCAGCGUAGUUGCGGAUGACCACGGCGAAGAUGACAAAACAUCGCCACAGAACAGGAAAUAUGUAUGCGACGUUUGUGGCAAGGGCUUUAGUAGAAGCAAUACACUUGUCACUCACAAGCGUAUCCACACAGGUGACAAGCCAUUCAAAUGCGAAGACUGUGGCCGAGCGUUCCGACAACCUGGUAACCUAACCCGUCACCGACUGACUCACACCAGUGUCAAGCCAUAUGUGUGUUCCCAGUGUGGAAAGGCUUUCAACCGAGCUUCUAAUUUGCAUACGCACAUGCGCACUCACACCAACUACAAACCAUUCGUCUGUCAGUACUGUGGAAAAGGUUUUCAUCAGAAGAUUGAUAUGAAAAUACAUUCAUACACCCACACCGGCGAAAAACCACACAAAUGCAAGAAAUGUGGACGAGGAUUCAAGCAGUUAACCCACCUGACCUAUCACAUGAGGACUCACUCUGACGUCAAGAUGUAUACGUGUUCGUAUUGUGGGAAAGGGUUCAACCAGAAAGGCAAUCUCCAGGCUCAUAUCUACGGCCAUACAGGUGAACGACCCUAUAAAUGCGAGAUAUGCGGCAAAGGUUUCACUCUUGCAAGCACUCUGAAUACUCACCGACGAACCCACGCCGACAAGAAACCCUUCAUCUGCAAGUACUGCGGGAAAGACUUCUACCAGAAGAACGCUCUCAAGAGCCAUCUCAUAGCCUCGCACCCGUACACAGGCGAGAGUUUGCUUUGAGAUUUACUAAGACGUUGUCAUACGAUUUUUCAAAAUUGUUGCAAAUAUUACUGAAAAUUUAUCUGGCUGAUACAACCAGUUGCGCAAUACUUAUGUUAAUUUUGAACUGGGUUAUUAAGUUUAUUAUUAUUAUUAUUUUAAGUUCUUUUAUUUGAAUCUAAAGUUGUUCACAAGGGCAACACUAAAUGAUUACAAAACAAAUCCAACUGAUUGUAGUGUUUCCUACUGUUUAGCGAGAUUAAUUGAAUGGUGUGAAUUUCCAUCAAAUGGAUACUUCUUAACAAACUAGGUUUGAGAAAAAAUAUACUUUUUGAUAUUUUGUUUCCGUUUUGUUCAAACUCACUUGUAGCUUGGUUGGCGAUUUCCAUGGCAUCCUUAUUUUUCCAACGUUCAUUCAAAAUUUCGAGGCAGUUCAUACUAUUAGCUUUAUUUAUUUCACAAACAGAAUUUAUUUCCAUGUCACUUGUGAAUGUACAAAUGAAACAUUGGUUUUGUUUGGUGGUUCAAUCUGAACUAUUCAGGUGAGAUUACAUUAUAAUAAAAGAGUAUCUGUGUCAAAUCAUUUUUAUCAUUACUUAUUUGGGACAGAAUACGUGUUUAAAUGCGUACAACAUGUUGAUUGCAAGUACGGCCAAGCCCGUGAAAGAAAUGGUUUCUCGGACUCGGUCAGAAAUUUUGGCUGAAAAUUUUUUUUUUUCUAUCGCUGUUUAAGCUUAUUAAGACUAGUGAUGUUGUUGGCCAAUUCUUUCCACUGGUCCCGACGUGCAUUGCGAAGGGCGAGUGACUGAUCCUACCGAAGUAAUUUGCUGCCAUCGUUAGCCUCGUUCCCAGACAUGUAAUUAAUUAUCUGUAAAUUGUUGAAAGUGAAUUUUGCACUUCGAGGCUGAAAGUCAAAUAAGCAAUUAAUUUAUAGUGUGCUAUUUUUGUUGACUGUGUAAAUAAACGAGUUUAAACGAAAUAAAUAUUUCUUUAUUACA